CGGAUAGGGGUGCAUGUUGCAAUAAUACCUCCAUGCAACGAGAUAUUUUAUCCAGAGGACCAGUAACAUACGACAAACGACAAACGACAAACGUCUUGUGCAGCAGCUCCUACCAUAUAAAAUUACCAGAGAGGUCGGGAGUGGGGAAAUACUUUGGUUAGCAGUCGUAUUUUGCAGACAAUGGACGGAUAUUUUAUCUGCGGGCCACCUCGGAAUUGGAGGAAGGAGCUGCUCAAAUUCUGUCCCCGUCCCCGUUAUGACCGUGUUAUUGGCCAAUGGUGUGAAGAAUGCAAAGCUCUACCCACUCAGAGUCUCUUAAUUCAACCUCCUUCAUAUGACAGUGCAUCGGUGAUUGAUGGCAUGUUAACGCCUGAGGAAGAGGAACCUUUGUUUGGAGCUGAUCGUUUAGAGUGUCCACGGCUUAAGCGUCGUCGACCAACACACUGUACAUCCUGUCAUGGAAUCUGUCGUCAAAGAACAGACUGCCAGCCCUGUUGUCAGAUAAAAGACUGCAAAUUCUGCCCAUGGGAAUCAUUUCUUUUAGAUCCUUCGUUGCAGACCAUUUCUGUAGAAUCUGCUAAAUUUCCCUUCCUGAUGGUUAUCAAACCUGGAAAGAAAGCAUGCUUUUUGCAAAACUUGGUCUUACCUGUACAGGUGGAAUUGAAGCACCGGGAGAUUACGCCCUUUUGUGGUAACUAUAGGAGCAUUUAUGACCAGAUAAAGAGGGCCCCCCAUUGUUGUUUCUUUUUCCGCUGCUUGUAUUCUAGAAAAUCCUGGAUGUUGCUUUACGAGAGACAUCCUGCGUGCUGCCGUAAAUUAUCUGUCUUGCUAUUGUUGAACCCUCUUAUAAACCAAAGGAUCGAUCUUCCUGUCAUUGGCCAAGUCAUGGUCAUUCAAGCCGCAUUUUCUGUAUCUGAUGUAAAUAAUGUGAAUGCUUCUCCUGAUUGUGUUUUUGCUAUUGUGAAUGAAGCUAAUUGUGAUUAUUCUCAUAGUGGCAAGUCUGACAUAUUUUUGGCUAUGUGGCGUCCUGGGUGGAAGAAAUGGGAAUUCUGUAAGGCUCAAUAUCCUCAUCUGUCUCUUGACAACUAUAUUGGGAUGGUGUUUUGCGGAAAACGAGUUCGUUGCUUCACUGUAGAUGGGUGGAUGUAUGUUUUUGACUUGAAUGGUGAUGAAUACUCCUGGGGGCUUUUGAGACAUGUCCACGACCCUGAUGAAGACGUAAACAAAGGUUUUCAUAUUGUAGUUGAUGACAGUGAUGACAGUGGGCGUUUAAUGCUUACUAGAGCAGGUGGACAUAGAUCAUACUACUUCACCAUCAGUAAAGAUAGUAACGAGAUACUGAAAAUUGUAACUUGGCUAGAUGAGGCAGGCAAGACAGUUUACCACUUUUACAGGUUGGAUCGGCUGGAGUUGGAAUGGAUUAGGCUGGGUGAUGGUGAGUGGAUGGAUAGAAGUUGGUUCUUUACUGGUGAGUUCGUCUUUUCUACAGCUGUAAUUGGAGGAGCUAAGAUAUUCAGAAAAUCGGAUGCUCCAUCUGAAAGAGACAGGGUGAAGUUUAUCUGUCAUGAUUUGCUCAGAAAUUCUAGCCAUAGUCUUGUUGGAGAUUUCAUCCGUGGAAGUUCUUGGGUUUGCCUGGGGUAUUGAACAUUUUCUUUGACAUUGGCUACCAGUUUAUUUUGGUUAAUCUUUGACUUUUAAACCGUCUGUUGAUCAUAAAGUUCCCCUACGUCUUGAACUCCAUUCUGUCAUAAUGUUCCGAUCUCAUUUUUGUGUUCAUAUCCUUAAUUCAUUAUGUGCUGCUCUAACUAUACUGGUGGGAUUGGGAGCAUAGAGAAGGGGUUUUCACUGUUACUGAUUGUACCACUAAUAAUAUGGAAUGCAGAUUCAAUGAAACCUCUCAUCCCAAUUUUUCAUCUCUGGAAUGCCUUGCCAAUUGGGACUAUUUUAUUGCACC
Coffea arabica (coffee) is the source of this 1954-nucleotide messenger RNA. RefSeq lists its product as uncharacterized. The record is from RefSeq and is a predicted model, not a curated record. NCBI's taxonomy places the organism in Eukaryota, Viridiplantae, Streptophyta, Magnoliopsida, Gentianales, Rubiaceae.